This is a messenger RNA of Psylliodes chrysocephalus, 1694 nucleotides long. The record is from the annotation of a GenBank genome assembly. NCBI's taxonomy places the organism in Eukaryota, Metazoa, Arthropoda, Insecta, Coleoptera, Chrysomelidae.
AGCCGACUCUGUUCAAUGUGUUUUGGUGACAACAGGUGUUUUUUAAAUCGUGUAUAUGUUUAACCGAGUGUAAUUGUGUAGUGUCUGAUGAAUUUUGAGUGAAAUGGGUUCAAGAAUGGGCGGUUUAGGAACCGGACUACCAGCAGACAAGGCUCUUGCAGGGGUGCCUCGUCUGCUGGACGACCUUCAACGUCUUUCAGAAGACACGGAUUCGGCAGACAUUGCUUUCAUUUUAGGAAGGGACGAGGAAAGAGUGUUGGCACAUAGGGUUAUUUUAAUGGCGAGAUGCAGAAGUUUCCAAACCGCUAAACGUGGUGAAAUAUGCAGGAUACCAGGAUGUACGGUUUCCCCAGCUGCCCCUGGGACCCCAACACCCAUUAGACUGCCCCAAUCGGCACCAGAAACCUUUAAACAGUUCCUCCUUUACGUGUAUACCGGAAAGAUUCUUCUGCAAGACAAUGGGAUCUUUGAAAUGAUGGCUCUUGCUCAAGAAUUAGGCGUAGAUGAGCUUAGAAACGCUUGUGAAGAUCACGUGACUUCAACUUUGUCCGUGCCGUCCGCCUGCACGUUUUUGUCCUCAGCUAUGGAUAUACACGACAAAUCUCCAGGUGGUAAAGCUGCCACAGGCUUCGUAGAAAGAUGCGUCAGCUUUAUUGGAGAAAAUGCUGUGGAAUGUGUUCGUACAAAUUCAUUUCUGAGUCUUCCUAAAGAAGCUGUAAUCAAAGUGAUCUCCUCAGACUAUUUAUGUUUGGAAGAAGAAGAUGUAUGGAGAGCAGUUCUUAAUUGGGCUAAAUAUCAAGCGGGUGUAACACAACCUACACCACAUUGGACUGAAGAAGAACGAGCCAGGGUUUGCCAACAUUUAUCUCUAGUUAUAAAUCACGUUCGACUUUUACUGAUAGACAGCCAAGUUUUUGCUGAAGAAGUAGAACCCACAGGCGCUGUACCGAUGGAACUCAGUCUGGAAAGGUACCGACAUGCAGCGUUGCCCAGCAAAUAUCCAGAAGCUUCAGAGGAUCAACGUCUUAAACCCAGGAUUUCCCCACACAUGUUUCCUGGAUCGCUGAUUUUAGGACAGGACAAAAGCCACUUUCAGAGGAUCUUAAACGCUUGGUUCGGCAACAAUAAGCAGAAUUGGAGAUUGGUUUAUAGAUCGAGCAGUCAUGGAUAUUCUGCAUCGUCAUUUCAUAGGCACUGUGAUGGUGUUUCACCUACUUAUGUAAUAGUUAUGGGAACAAGAGGCGAGAUAUGCGGUGGAUUCAGCGAUGCUGCUUGGGGUAGGCCUCCAGGAAAAAGCCACUACGUACAUUCGGAACGUGCUUUUAUAUUCACGCUCUAUAACCAUCAAGAUAUACCGCCCACACAGUUUCAUUUAGUCAAGAAACCGUUCGCGAUUUGCUAUCAUCCUGAAUCUGGGCCAAUUUUCGGGGCCGGUGCGGAUCUGCUAAUUUCAAGCAAUUGCAAUUCCAACAUGGACAGUUAUUCGAAUUUACCGCACACUUACGAUGGAGACGGGGCUUCUCCGUCAGUCUUGAUGGGCGAUUACAAUUUUAUGGUGGCCGAUUACGAAGUAUUUACUCCUCUCAAUACGGGCUCGAAAAUCAACAAAUCAGAACGGUAUCAAUAAAUGUACGAAUAGUAAAGCUUUUUUUAUUAAUUAUCUGCGUUUUUAUUUUUGGUAGUUUGAUUUUUUU